Salvia hispanica is the source of this 2090-nucleotide messenger RNA. Its product is annotated as protein INCREASED PETAL GROWTH ANISOTROPY 1-like. Lineage: Eukaryota; Viridiplantae; Streptophyta; Magnoliopsida; Lamiales; Lamiaceae. Gene Ontology annotation, biological process: protein localization to cortical microtubule cytoskeleton. The record is from RefSeq and is a predicted model, not a curated record. Gene Ontology annotation, cellular component: cortical microtubule.
UGCUUUCGUUUUCAUUCUCUCUUCAAUUUCUAAGAGAAAUUGAAUCGUCCUUCUCAGAAUUUAAGGCAACAAUGGUUGCUGGGAAAGUAAAAUCCGUAAUGGGGCUGCAGAAACCAGCAGCUCCUCCAGCUAAGCAAAGGCCCGACGCCGCCGCCGCCAAACCGCCGUGGUCAACCACCGCCAAGCCGCCGCAGAAGGGCUCCGCCGCCCCUUUCUCGCGCUACUUCCCGCGCGCAUCGGCUCAGGUCCAGCCCCGCCCUCCCGACGCCGCCGAGCUCCUCCGCCUCGUCGAGGAAUUGCGAGAGAGCGAGUCGCGGUUGAAGACCCAAAUUAGAGAGUCUGUGUCCAUCGUUCCCGUGUUGGAGAGCGUUAUUUCAAACAAGAAUUCCGAAAUUGGACGCUCCAGAAGGAAGAUCGAUUGCCUGGAAUCCGAAAACGAGAAGCUCAGGAGUGAGAAUGAGUUUCUGCAUAUGGAGCUGGCGAAGCAGAAUCGGCUGUACGAGGAGAAAAUCAGACACAUGCAGGCCGAGCUAGCUGACAUCAAGAUUGCCGUUUCCGAGAGAGAGAGUGAGUACGAGGAUGCGUCGUCUCCAUCGGCGGCGACGGCGAAGGUCAGCGAUCGUAAAUUUAAUAUACCCACCAAGUGUUUGAGAAAAUGCCCGACUCAAAUUAGUACCAAAAACGAAGCUGAAGCGAGGAAAGAUGAAGUCUUUACUGCUUCAACGGGCAUUUCCGAUGAAAUUCCAGAAACUUCCGAUGGGUUUCCGGGGAUAAGAUCCCGUGGCCCGCGCGUGCCUAAACCGCCUCCAAGGCCAUUUCAUUCAUCUUCUCCCAGAUGUUUACAAUCCGUGUCGUUGCCUUCUUACGGUUCCUUAACCGAUUCAGCGCAGCGCGCGUUAUCGGAGAUUCCAGCUCCUCCACCUCCACCACCACUGCCUCCGUCACGGCCAGAGAAAUCCUUAUCCGCAGCCCCACCACCUCCUCCUCCGCCUCCCCCAAAAUUGGGGUCGAAGCCGGCGCCGGCGAAGGUCAGGAGGGUUCCGGAGGUGGCUGAGUUUUACCACUCUCUAAUGCGGAGGGACUCAAUUUGUCGGAAGGAUUCCACCGGCGGCGGCGCGGGUGCUACGGCGAAGGACAUGAUUGGUGAAAUCGAGAACCGUUCCGCACAUUUACUCGCCAUUAAGACUGAUAUAGAGACUCAAGGGGAUUUCAUAAGGUUCUUGAUUAAAGAAGUUGAGGCUGCUGCAUUCACUGACAUUGAAGAUGUUGUGUCUUUUGUCAAAUGGCUUGAUGAUGAGUUGUCUUACCUGGUGGAUGAGCGGGCAGUGUUGAAACACUUUGAUUGGCCUGAAAAGAGAGCAGAUGCAUUGAGAGAAGCUGCAUUCGGUUACUCUGAUCUGAAGAAGCUGGAGUCAGAAGUCUCCUCCUUUCGCGAUGAUCCUAGGCAACCUUGCGCUCACGCUCUCAAGAAAAUACACUCUUUGUUUGAGAAAUUGGAACAUGCUGUGUAUAAAUUGUCGAGAUUGAGAGAGUCAGUGAAGGAGAGAUACAAAGGCUUCCAAAUUCCUGUUAACUGGAUGCUCGAUACCGGUUAUGUUAGUCUGAUCAAGCUGGCGUCUGUGAAACUAGCAGUCAAGUAUAUGAAGAGAGUGUCGGGGGAGCUUGAAAUGGUUGGUGGCAGCCCUGAAGAAGAAGAGCUCAUAGUUCAAGGUGUCAAGUUUGCUUUCCGAGUUCAUCAGUUUGCGGGUGGUUUUGAUGUGGAAACGAUGAAGGCAUUUGAGGAGCUGAGGGAUAAAGCUCGUCUGUGUAACGUGCAGUGCCAAACGCAGCAGCAGCAGCACAAGUAUGUUUCGAGGUCUUGUGCGUCUGCUGUUUAUCUGUAGGGAGUAGCAAAGUCUGCUGCAGAAGAUGAUAGCUGCUAUUUUUUGCUGUAAAAUAGGGUUUGAAGAUAGGGAAAGAAUGUGAAUAUGAUUGGCAGCUUCUACUGCAUUGGUUUUGAUGUCUAAGCGUCAACGAUUCAAAAUAUAACAACGAUUUGAAUGGAAUUUAGGUUGAAGAUGAAAUCAAUGAGAUUGCUUGUUAAGUUUUCA